Cuscuta campestris is the source of this 1914-nucleotide messenger RNA. NCBI's taxonomy places the organism in Eukaryota, Viridiplantae, Streptophyta, Magnoliopsida, Solanales, Convolvulaceae. The record is from the annotation of a GenBank genome assembly.
GGUACGAGUGAAAUCCUCUCUCUCCCUCAGAUGCCAUUCAUUAUUAUCCCCUCCUCCCCUCACUCUCUUCCAUGUUUUUGCUGACUUAAGAAUCUCUACUCUCCUUGUCUUCUUCCUCCCUUGUCUCGGAUCUCCAUGCUCAUCCGUUACAUCCGCAAAUUUUCAACCCCGGUUCUCGAUAUUUUUCACCCUCCCAAUUGCAGAAUCUGAAGUGCCACUGGAGACAUGAUUUCAUGAUUAACUGGAAUUUUUUACUGCACCUGAUUUGACAAGGGGAAAUUAAUCUAUGUUCUUUGCAUUUUUAUGUGCUGGUUGCUUUGUUAUGAUUCAAACUUCCACUCCAUUAAAAUGAGCUUGUGGAUGGAAAUGCUUGGAUUGAGUUAAUCCAGAGGCUGUAAGAGUAAACAUGUCAUCAAGUGACAUUUGCAGUCACUGGUGUUAUAGCUGUAGGCAAUCAAUACAUGUAACAAGACAAAGCAUGACCUGCCCAAACUGCCAUGGAGGGUUUGUGCAAGAUCUUGAUGAGAUGCGGGCUGUCGAAAUCGAAUACGAUGAAGACAACAACCACCACAGGCCGAGGUUCAUCGAAGCCAUCUCUGGGUUCUUGAGGCGGCAAAUGUCGUCCUCAAGAACAACACAUAGGCAGGUACCACCGCCGGAACAGAGUAACUCCUCUUGGGAUCCAUUGCUGAUCUUCAGCGGCGAUGUGCCAAUUAAUGGAGGAGUUACUGAGUUUCUCAAUGAGGCUCUUGGAUUCAGAAGAGAACAUGGUGGCGAUUAUUUCAUUGGUCCUGGAGUGGAGGAAUUUUUUGAAGAUGUCAUAAGUAGCAGCAGCAGCAGCAACAACAACAACAACCGGUCUGUCCCAGCGCCAGCCUCAAGAGCUUCAAUUGAAUCCCUUCCUAUAGUCUUUAUAUCAAGGAAGCAUGUCCGGUCCGAUCUCCACUGUCCUGUUUGUAAAGAUAAGUUCGAAAUGGGAACCAAAGCGAGAACCCUUCCUUGCGAUCAUUUAUAUCACUCGGAUUGUAUCAUCCCGUGGCUCCAACAACGCAAUUCUUGCCCGGUAUGUCGCCAAGAGAUGCCAUCUGAGAGAUCAAGUGGUGGUGGGGGUGAUUGUGAUUACCAUAAUAACCCCAUGAGUCAAAGUAGGAGCAGCAGUCGCAGCAGCAGCAGCAUGAGAUUGCAUGAGAGAGGAAGAAGGGAGGGUAGGAGGAGAAUGUGGUCUUUCUUAUGGCCAUUCGGUUCGUCUCGCUCCCGUGCACUCCAUAAUGCAGUGCCUGAAACCAACUUGGAGACCACCACAUACCAGCAGCAGGAUAGUCAUCACUAUGAUAGUGAGUACUCUAAUUGGCCAUUUGAUUAAGAGAGAUGUGCUCGCUUUAGUCGAUCCUCUAUGCAGUAUUACCCUUUCUGCCCUUGAAUAUACUCGGUUUGAUAUACAUGCCCAUACUCUAGUAGGACUCAAUAUUGCCCUAUUUUGAGCCUAAAUUGCAUAGUCAAGAACGAAGCCGAAAAGAAAGCUGACGACUAAAUAGAAAAACAUUAUUAUAUAGUUGGGGGACUAAAUCGAGUAUUAACGUACUCUUUGAGAAAUCAAGGCUAGGUUUGUGGGCAUCCAACAAUCUUGUACAUUUCAUAUUCUUUCUUUUCUUGUGACAAUAAUGUUGUUGUAUAACAUGAUGUCUUGGAUAUGGUUCUUGUCUCGUUCCUCAAAAACUUCAUCAAUACGCUGCCAAUUUCAGCCUCCUUCAACAACUAGAUCUGAGACCAUUUGGAUAUACCUCCUCCCUGGAUUGGGCGUCACUAUUCAAGGGUAGCAUUUAUCUCCAAGCCAAGGAUCCUCCCAAAUGCGUAUACUAGAGCAUGUUCCUACUUUCCAACGAGCUCCAUUUUGAACAAAAGGGUUGAGUUUCA